GGGAGGGGUCUCUGUUGUAUGGGUGUGUUUAGGACCCUGUUCUGACCCAGGACUAUGUCCCACUAUGUUGAGGGCAGGUGUUCCUGUAUCUGGCAUGUGAACACGGGUCUGUCUUGGCGCAGGAGAGACCGGGAAUAAAUGUGUGCUACCUCCUGUGUGUGUGUGAUUGUGUGUUUGUGAAGGCAUUGUGGGGUGUCUGCUUAGCGGUUGUGUGACCUUGCAUGUGUCUUUGUUACAUGGCGGGGGGGGGGGGGGAUCAGGAGGGAAUGCAGGGUCCCAGGUCCCCGCCCAUGUGCUCCUGAGUGGCUGUUUGGAGUACCAUGUGGGUCCCCGAGAGCUGACAGCCAGCUGGGUUAGGGCCCAUCUGCCUAUAUUUGAGUGUUGGGCACGGGUGUGGGCACGGGUGGAGCUAAGUGUCUUGCGUGACUUUGUAAGUCUUUGUGAUAAUGUGUACUGACAGCCCUCUGGCUUACCGUGGUCGUGGGAGGCUGUGUUAAACUAAACUCGGGUCUGAGUCUAUGGUGUGUGUUUCUAUAUGCAUCUUUGUGACGGUGUGUGAUUACAAGUGACUGUGGGAUGACACAGCCUCACUGAGCAGUGUGUGUGUGUCUCUUUCUGGAACUGGGAAGGAGACAGGCCCUGCCCCCUCCCCCAGCUUAGGUCCAAGAUCCCUUGGACCUGCCAGUGACUGACUGGGAGAGAGACAGGGAGGAGCAAGGGAGGACAGGGCGGAUUGCUCCCCCCUGCCCCAGGUCACAAACUGGCUCCGCUUCUCCAAACAAAGUUCUGAGGCUGCAGCCAAGGGGGGGCGGGCCAGGGAGGGGCUGCCCACGCCCACUCCCCAGCCCCCUCUCCCCAGGGUCUGGCCUCAGCCCACCUAACGCUGAAGCCUUCCGCCCAGUCUGUCCCUGGCCCUGUUUGUCCCUGCACCCACCACCAGGUGAGAAGGGCGGAGGCCUGGGGGAGCAGAGGACCCUGAGGACAGAUGGGUCUCCAUUGGCCUCCUCGGGGUGGGGAGUUGAGGGCUCGGAAGGCUGGAGGGGCAUGGACAGAUGAAAGGUCAAGAUGGGUCCAGAAGAGGGGUGAAGGGGCAGAGCCAGGGCAAUUAAGUGGGGAGUGGAUAGGCUGGGGGAGCUGUGCAGGGGAGAGACCAGCCUGAGGCAGAGGGCCCAGGGGGACAGGACCUGGGGUCCUGCUGGAGGCUGGAGGAUCGGGCUUCCAAGGGCUUCAAAAGGGAGUGCGAGUGUGGAAGAUGGGCUGAGACCGGGGGCUGUAGAAGCGUGGAGAGGCGGCAGAGGUGGGACCUGAGGGAGGAGGUCCAGGCUGCUGAAGAGCUGGAGUCCUAAGACUCUAGAAACCGAGGUGCCGGAGGCUCGGAGUGGGGAAGGCUGUAGACGGAGCUCAGGUAAGGGAUACGGGAUCGCACAGAGGGUUGCUGAGGCUGCGCGGUGGACCCAAGGGUCUUGUGGGUGGAGGAUGGAGGGAGAGGGCCCCUGAGGAGUAGACGCAAGGCUCUGGGACCAGUGGUCCCGGGAAGAGCGUCUGCGAGAAGGGGCUUGGGGAUGACUGAGGGCUAGGGCAGGUCUGAGCAGGCCUGGGAAGAGCCCAGAAACCUGGACAAGGGACGCAACGCUUGAGGGAGGAAGAGGAGGCUGGGGUGCCUGUAAGAGGGGACGCCAAACUGAGCCAGCCGGCACCUCUCUGCCCCUGCCCGCAGCCCCCCGGCCCCCUCCUGGGGCCCCCGUUCCUCCGCCCACAGCCUGGGGUCGGGUCCGGCCCCCCCUCUCCUCCCGCGCGACCGGCCUGGCGCCGCAAUGACCGUCACGUACACAGCCCGCGUGGCGAACGCGCGCUUCGGCGGCUUCUCGAAGUUGUUGCUGCUGUGGCGCGGGAGCAUCUACAAACUUCUGUGGCGCGAGCUGCUCUGUUUCCUCGGGCUCUACAUGGCGCUGAGUGCCGCCUAUCGCUUCGUGCUGACUGAAGAGCAGAAGCGCUACUUCGAGAAGCUCGUCAUUUACUGUGACCAGUAUGCCAGUCUCAUCCCGGUCUCUUUCGUGCUGGGUUUCUAUGUGACGCUGGUGGUGCACCGCUGGUGGAACCAGUACCUAUGCAUGCCGCUGCCCGACGCGCUCAUGUGCGUGGUGGCAGGCACAGUGCACGGCCGCGACGAGCGAGGCCGCCUCUACCGGCGCACGCUCAUGCGCUACGCCGGGCUCUCAGCCGUGCUUAUCCUGCGCUCGGUCAGCACCGCGGUCUUCAAGCGCUUCCCCACCAUAGACCACGUGGUGGAGGCGGGGUUUAUGACCCGCGAGGAGCGCAAGAAAUUCGAGAACCUGAACUCGUCCUACAACAAGUACUGGGUGCCCUGCGUCUGGUUCUCCAACCUGGCUGCGCAGGCCCGGCGCGAGGGCCGCAUCCGCGACAACAGCGCCCUUAAACUGCUGCUGGAGGAGCUGACUGUGUUUCGGGGCAAGUGUGGGAUGCUCUUUCACUACGACUGGAUCAGCGUACCCCUUGUCUAUACCCAGGUGGUGACCAUCGCUGUGUACAGCUACUUCCUGGCCUGCCUCAUCGGUCGCCAGUUCCUGGACCCGGCUCAGGGCUACCAGGGUCACAACCUGGACCUGUGCGUCCCCAUCUUCACCCUGCUACAGUUCUUCUUCUAUGCCGGCUGGCUCAAGGUAGCCGAGCAGCUCAUCAAUCCUUUCGGUGAGGACGACGAUGACUUUGAGACCAACUUUCUGAUCGACCGCAACUUCCAGGUGUCAAUGCUGGCCGUGGACGAGAUGUACGACGACCUGGCCAUGCUGGAGAAGGAUUUGUACUGGGACGCAGCCGAGGCUCGAGCCCCCUAUACUGCAGCCACCGCGUUCCUGCUGCAACAGCCCUCCUUCCAGGGCUCCACCUUUGAUAUCACGCUGGCCAAAGAGGACAUGCAGUUCCAAAGGCUGGACGGCGUGGACGCGCCGCUGGGCGAGGCACAUGGUGACUUUUUGCAGCGCCUCCUGCCGGUAGGUGCGGGCAUGGCCGCAGGAGGCCUGCUGGGCCGGCGCCUGUCCUUGCUGCGCCGCAAGAACAGCUGCGUGUCGGAAACGUCCACGGCCGCCAGCUGCGCGUGCGCAGGCGCCCCCGACGGCGCGGCCCCGGAAUGCGGUUGCGGGGACCCGCUGCUCGACACCGGCUUGCGGGAGCCGGAGUCGGAGUUCCCCCCUGGCCCGGAACUGCCCAUCCCCGGGCCCGCCGAGCCCUUCACCACUGUGCCUAUGCCGGCGCCCCGGGGACCGGCUCCACCCUGGCUGCCCAGCCCCAUUGGCGAGGAGGAGGAGAGUCUAGCCUGAGAUCCGCAGGCACUGGAUCCCCAAGGACAGGGACACAAACCCCGACAGGGCACGCAGGCAGCAGUCUGGGUCUGCGUAAGCCACAUGUGGACUCCACCUAUCCGACUUUGACGGGUUCCCGCUUCCUGCGCGCCAGUCUUCACCUCUGACCCUAGGUUUUGGAAUGCCUCGUGUGGGCCAGGCACUGGGCCAGCUUAUUUGAACAGUUCAUCCUUCCCCCCAGUUCUGCUUCCCUCCCUCCCCUGCCUGAGAGGCCUCGAUCAGCGUGCCCUGCCUUUAUUCUUUCCUUAAAAUGGAGAUGUGAGUGCCUACCUCAUUGAGUUAUGGGGAUGAAAUGAAAUGAUGGCUUCAAAGUGUUGGUGUAUAAUAGGUGCUCAAUAAAAUGUUAGUGGUUUUUGGCCAAACAUUAUUAGCCUGACUUUUCCUGCCAGGUAUUAGGCUAAAUAAGAGUUGAGAAUUCUUCCAGAUUCUUUGAUCACCCCCUGCCCUCGAAAUGCUCCCAUCAGUGUCCAUGCCUUUACUCAUUCAUUAAUGUACCAGGCAGUCCUAAGACCACAGCCUUCUUGCCACUCCUGUUUUAUGAUUCCCCAGGCCACCUCUGCCCCAAGUCCCUGCAUUCUCAGAUAUCCCUUCAGAGCCCAGGUCUUAAUUCAGUCCUAUGCUGAUGACCCCUGAAUUUAGAACUCCAGUCAUGGGGCACCUGGGUGGCUCUAUCGGUUGAGUGUCCAACUUCGGCUUAGACCAGGAUCUCAUGGUUCGAGAGUUUGAGCCCAGUAUUGGGCUCUCUGCCGUCAGUGUGGAACCCACUUCUGAUCCUGUGUUCCCCUCUCUCUCUCUGCCCCUUCCCCACUCAUGCUCUCUCUUUCAAAAAUAAACAUUAAAAAAGAGCCCUCUUCAAG
Messenger RNA from Acinonyx jubatus (cheetah), 4237 nucleotides. RefSeq names its product bestrophin 2 (gene BEST2). Gene Ontology annotation, molecular function: chloride channel activity. Lineage: Eukaryota; Metazoa; Chordata; Mammalia; Carnivora; Felidae. Bases 1815 to 3338 code for a protein of 507 amino acids. The record is from RefSeq and is a predicted model, not a curated record. The transcript has 9 exons.